Lineus longissimus is the source of this 2036-nucleotide messenger RNA. Its product is annotated as golgin subfamily A member 2-like. The record is from RefSeq and is a predicted model, not a curated record. NCBI's taxonomy places the organism in Eukaryota, Metazoa, Nemertea, Pilidiophora, Heteronemertea, Lineidae. The coding region runs from base 419 to 1453 and encodes 344 amino acids. The transcript has 5 exons.
UUUCGAUUGAAGUGUGGCUUUGUUUUCUCUCUUCCGCUUUUGUUUUGCUGUUGAUUGGAAGUUUCUAAUUUUCCUGAUCGGACGUGCUGAUGAACGAAAGUGUAUUGGAGUGAUCUGCACACCAUGUUGCCAAUCAGAUAUAAAAUUGUUGACAAUUCUUGAAUUUAGCUCAGUCUGAUCCUAAAAACCUUGAAUGGUAUAUCAUCUCUGGUCGUUUGGCAAACCUGGAAGGACAACAUAAGGAAUGUAUAACCAUUUGAGAUUAAAAAUGAUAUCACACCGUGCCUUGGGAUUAAUCUCGAUUUUUGGUCAAUGAAAAAUUCAGAGGGAUCCCGUGCCACAUCCUGAUCAAACACUGUGCCAUUUCUGAAAGAAAUUAGGAAGAUAGUGACUGUGUGAAGUCACUUCAACCUUCAGGAUGUUUAAUUCUCCAAGACAGCUUCAAUCAAUGGCCAAUAUGCAUAGAGACGAAAUUUUGAAAAAGAUGUCGAACUGUGAUGAGCUCCAUGCUCUGGCUGAGUCGAGUCGAGAACGGAUCAAGCAGAUACAGGAUCAGUACUUGAAGAGGGCGGACGAAAUCAACAUGAUGCUUCUGGAGAAACAUAAAGCCGAGUUGAUGCGUGUCGUCCAGGAGAAGAUGGAAGAUGAAAAGAAGUGGAGUGAAGAAAAGCAGGAUUUGAAGGAUGAGAUAGCCCGACUCCUCGUAGCGAACAAAAGGAUGGAAGUGCAAGUAGAGAACUUUGCUGAGAAUGAAGGAAAAGCACAGAUUUACUCCCUCAAGCUGGACGCCGUCACGGAAGAAAACGAAAACCUCCUCGCGGAAAACGAGAAGUAUAAAGUCGUGAGCGAAAACCUUUUGAUUGAGCUCAGGAGACUCCAACAGAUUGAAGCGGACAAUGAACGUUUUAUGCAGGACAUUAAGGAUCUUGCGCAGAAAAACAAAGAAAUGCAAUUCAAGAUUGGACGCAUGGAACGUGAAGUUGACGAAGCCGGUGAUGCUCAAGAAAGUGCCAAUAUGGUCGACAUUCUCAAACACAAACUCGCAAAAUUGCAAAAGGAAAAGCGUGCCUUGUCAAAUGUCGGUGCCCAAAAUGGACAUUCUUUGGACGGUUUGAAAGACCAGAUUGAAGAACUGGUCAAACGGAUUAGGCAGUUAGAGAUGGAGAAGGCAAGAAUGUUAGAAGAAAUUGAACUUUUGAAGCAUGAAUUGCUUGCCCAUAAGAGAUCUCCGACUAGUUCUAGUGUAGACCGUGACCAAAAGACUUUUAAAGAGUUUGUGCAAUUGAAACGUGAAUUGACUACUCUUCGGGAAGAAAAUGAGAGUUUGAAAUUGAAGCUGCGGGCAAAAGCAUCGGCGACACUGCCAAUGUUGGUGGAUAGGGUCUCACCAGCCAUUUCUGUUGGGUCGAGUAAGGACAGGAAGAAAUCCCUGCCGAGCAUAAAGCAGUCAUAAGUCCUCGAGUUUUAGAUUUGAUCUCACUAAAUCUACUUGGCUCAAGCUGAAAUAUCUGAGGUUCCAGGCCAUAUGAGGCAUCCACGUCAAGGAAUACAUGAACGCUGACAUUACUUGUCUCUCAGAUUCUCGACUUAGCUCGCAAAAUUUAAAAGUAUUUUUCUACAGAUGUUAUGUCAACUUCAGUCAUUCCAUCCACAAUAUUAUGCGAUAUCCGGUAGAUCCGUCCAUUUGUAGAUUUUAUACUAUAAAAUAUGGCGGAGGAGAUAUUUAUUGUUUAAAUGAUAGAUUUAUUUUACAAACAGUUAUGUUAUAGCUAGCUGAUGUAUCAAUGAAGCAAUGCUUGCCAAAAUACUUGUGAGGUAGGUUGGGACAAUUAUAGCCCCAGUGCUAGCAUCUGCUUGGGCCAUAAUUGUAGCAAUUUACCUUAGUCUAAGAUGUAAAGUGCUAGUCUUACUAGCUGCCACUUAACAUUUCUUCCUUGUAUUAUUUUAUUUGAAACCUGACAUGUUCCAUCAUAUAAAUAUGACAUUCCAAUCAAGAGUCCUUCAUUUCUGUAACAAAUUUUCAACAAUAAAACGAU